This is a messenger RNA of Hemibagrus wyckioides, 1308 nucleotides long. RefSeq names its product tRNA-yW synthesizing protein 5 (gene tyw5). Gene Ontology annotation, molecular function: tRNA binding; 2-oxoglutarate-dependent dioxygenase activity. Lineage: Eukaryota; Metazoa; Chordata; Actinopteri; Siluriformes; Bagridae. The coding region runs from base 234 to 1184 and encodes 316 amino acids. The transcript is spliced from 8 exons. The record is from RefSeq and is a predicted model, not a curated record. Gene Ontology annotation, biological process: wybutosine biosynthetic process.
UAUACUUCUGUUUCUGGGGAAGAUGUAAGUAAUGCACCAAAAUACAUAAAGGCUGAGUUCCAAAUAGCUACAUAUUCUCUACAUUAGUGCACUAUUAAGGGUAGAUAAACAGCGGAAGACACGCCCUACACAGUGCACUGUGUGUCUAUUCAGGAUUGAGCCAAGUUAAACUGAGAAAAGUGUGCUCAGGACCAGAUGAAGAGCUGGAGAAGGUGCAAGAAGUCGAGUUCUGUAUGGAAUGUCAGGAAAGAGUCGAGGUGUCUGUCUUCACAGAUGUGGAUAAGGAGCUCUUCAUAAAGGAGAUCUAUCCUUUGAGGAAACCAGCGGUACUCAAGGGAGUGCAUUUAGGGCCAUGCCUGGAAAAAUGGACAGUGGAUUACCUGGCAGCAAAGGGAGGAAGCCGGGAGGUCAAAGUUCAUGUGUCUAGUGUUCCUCAGAUGGAUUUUCUUCAUAAGAAUUUCUUAUACAGGACAUUACCAUUUGACAAGUUUGUCCAGAGAGCUGCAGCAGAAGCAGAGCAUGAAGAGUUCUUCAUUAGUAAGGAUGAGAGUUACUACUUAAGAUCACUUGGAGAAGAUGCUCGUAAGGAGCCUGCUGACCUGAGGAAGCAGUUCCCUGACCUGGCUCAAGACUUCUGCAUACCUCCGUUUUUUGAGCCUGAGCAGUUUUUCUCCAGUGUUUUCCGCAUCAGCUCACCCGGUUUGCAGCUAUGGACACAUUACGACGUCAUGGACAACCUGCUGGCUCAGGUGACCGGGCGAAAGCGUGUCGUUCUCUACAGCCCCCAAGAUGCGUUGCACCUUUACCUGUCAGGUGAUAAGUCUGAAGUUUUGGACAUCGACACUCCAGAUUUGGAACGCUAUCCAAAUUUUGUGAAAGCGUGUCGAUAUGAGUGUGUUUUAGAACCUGGUGACGUGCUCUUCAUCCCAGCCCUUUGGUUUCACAACACGUUGGCUCUUCAGUUCGGAGUUGGAGUCAAUGUGUUCUGGCGCCACCUGCCCCUGGACAGCUACGAUAAGAAGGACCCAUAUGGGAACAAGGACCCGGUGGCAGCGGCGCGAGCCCUGCAGGCCCUGGAGCGGGCACUGGGAGCGCUGGAUGAGUUGCCAGCUGAAUACCGGGACUUCUACGCUCGCCGCAUGGUGCUGCGCAUUCAAAGCCGAGCAUACGUCAAUGAAACAUAACAGCAGAGUGCAGCUGCCUUCUCUUACCUACUGUAAUGUACCAGAUGUAAAAUAAAGACAGAUAAUACAGCCACCAAUCCUGAUUAAGUGUGUCUGGGACAUUUUAUUAAAGUUGCAAUAGGAA